Triplophysa dalaica is the source of this 3693-nucleotide messenger RNA. RefSeq names its product amyloid beta (A4) precursor protein-binding, family A, member 1b (gene apba1b). Gene Ontology annotation, cellular component: plasma membrane; dendritic spine; cytoplasm. Gene Ontology annotation, biological process: chemical synaptic transmission. NCBI's taxonomy places the organism in Eukaryota, Metazoa, Chordata, Actinopteri, Cypriniformes, Nemacheilidae. Gene Ontology annotation, molecular function: amyloid-beta binding; protein binding. The record is from RefSeq and is a predicted model, not a curated record. The transcript is spliced from 12 exons. Bases 171 to 3020 code for a protein of 949 amino acids.
UGUAUGUUGAAGGAGGGGUCUGAGAUCCGGGCGCUCCGUUUGCUUUAAUCCCAAUGUGUUGAUAAGAGCAACAGAAGAUGAAGGCGAGCCGAAAAGCCCUUCUUCAGUGCCUGUUUUCAUAACAGACUGUUCAGAAACAUCUAGAGAAUGAGCAGUGAGUGGGCGGAGUCAUGAGCCAUAAGGAGGAGCCAGAUGAGGUGGGUCUGAGGGGUCCUCCUCCUCACCGCAGCAAGCAGCCAAAUGGGACUCCUCUCGAGGGAGGUCGACCAAGAUGGAGACCAUGCCAGCUGCACAAUCCGGAUGCAGAAAUCCAAGGCCACCGUCAUCACCAGCAUCACCAUGCCAACCAGCCUGGAACUAGCCGAGCUCCACCGCAUCACCGUAGGCGGCGUGUUCCCGGUCAAGCACAACGCAGGCGGACUGAGACCGGAGAUACAGAUCCAAAAGCUGGCCAACUGCCCAGACACCAUCGAAGUGGAGAAAGACUCCAUCAGCACAGAACUAGACAGCAGCACAGAGAAGAACAACAACAGGCAGUCAGCACUCCUACAACAGAUCAAACUUUAGAAACGUCUCCAGAGGAUUCCUCUCAAGAACUGCUGACUCCAUCUCCUCAGGCUGAACCGAUCACAGAUAAGCCCGAUGGAGACCAGGCUGAUUCCGUUGAAGCACAAACGGCUCAUUCAGAUGUAGAAGAGCCCUCAAAGGAACUGUCGGAGGAGAAAGAGCAACGGGAAAAAUCAAUGUUUGGCAAAAAGAAUGAAGAAGAAGAGGAUUACCCCAAAGAAACACCUGAACAGAGUGAACAGGUUUACGGUCCCUCAAAGAUUCCAGCUUUAAAAACUACCUUUCGUUCUGAAAGUAAAAGAACCAGCCCUCUCAGAGUAGAUGUUCCACCCUUCACCACAUCUCCUCAUCAAAUGAUAAACAAACCUCUUUUUCAGUCUCAACAAUCCUUUCCAGAGUCACUUCGCUCUUACAAUGCCGAGCCCAAGUCCAACCCCGCUUACUUUACCACUGGUUACACUCAGACAAACAAGGACACAGAAUGUAAUAAUAGUUAUCAUGAUGCAGACCACCAAGAUGAACUCUCGGACUCUAGUCAUGAGGCCUGCUCUGAUUCAUACCCACAACUAAGUCCUGAAUCACAUCUGGAGACUUCAUAUCAGACAGAAUCAUGCCAACACGACCUACCAGAUCCCAGUCCAGCAUCGGAGGAAGGUCAAAUCUUUGAGAGGAACCAAAGCACGUCCAUGGAUGAAUGCGACGAGCAGUGCAACCUUGAGGAAGACGUCAGUCAGCCUUGUUCGGUGGGCUCUAGGCUUCACCAUUACGAUGAACAGUCGGGAGAUGAAGCUGAACGCUCGCGGAGAGUCAGGAAGAGUUCAGUCAGUCUUUCACUGAAAGUUCAGGAGCAAACUGAAACGGUAAAACCCGACAAACCUUCCACUCCAACCCAGCAUCAACCACCGGAGUCUUUCAGACCUUCAGGAGAUGCUGUGUCUUUGGCCAUCAAGGAUAUUAGGGAAGCGAUUGAGGAGGUAAAAAUCAAGGCGGUGCGUUCGCCAUACACGCCCGACAAGCCCACAGAGCCAGUGUGGGUGAUGAGACGGGACGUGAGCCCCGUUGAUGACUUUCAGAUUCAACCUCAGUUUCAGUCAUAUCCACCGUCACCAUCUCAUCACUCGCAGUCUUCUCCGCAGAACACGUCUCCGAUUCAAGAUGUAGUACUGCCUGCGGGAGCAGAAUCCUCUGGAGUUCCAUAUCAGGAGGACCAGGAUAUAGACGUGAGUCCCAGUGUGCCAAGUGAAGAGACGAGGAGAAGUUUGGCCUCUUUCCCUACAUAUGUUGAUGUUCCUGGCCCAUGUGACCCUGAGGAUUUGAUUGACGGCAUAAUUUUUGCUGCAAACUACCUGGGUUCCACCCAGCUUCUGUCAGAACGAACGCCCACAAAGAGCGCACGCAUGCAGCAAGCCCAGGAGGCCAUGACUCGCGUCCGGCAAGCUACAGAGAGCGGGACGGCAUCCAGCACAGAGGUGGAUCUUUUUAUAUCCACGCAGAGGAUCAAAGUGCUCAGCGCUUACACACAGGACGCCAUGAUGGACCAUCCGCUGAGGACCAUCUCAUACAUAGCCGACAUCGGCAACAUGGUUGUGCUGAUGGCUCGAAAGAAGAUGAUUCGCUCUCAGAGCGCUCAGGAAAACCUGGACGCCGCCGACACCCAUCACACCAACCCGGCGCAAGACGACCAGAGGCAGUACAAGAUGAUCUGCCACGUUUUUGAAUCAGAAGACGCUCAGCUGAUCGCUCAGUCCAUUGGUCAGGCCUUCAGCGUCGCUUAUCAGGAGUUCCUGAGAGCCAACGGCAUUGACCCAGAGGACCUGAGCCAGAGAGAGUACAGCGAUCUGCUCAACACUCAGGACAUGUACAACGAUGACCUCAUUCACUUCUCCAAAUCGGAAAACUGCAAAGACGUGUACAUAGAGAAACAGAAAGGCGAGAUUCUGGGUGUGGUUAUCGUGGAGUCCGGCUGGGGCUCUAUUCUUCCCACGGUUAUCAUUGCCAGCCUGAUGCACGCUGGACCUGCUGCCAAGUCUGGAAGACUCAACAUCGGAGAUCAGAUCAUGACUGUUAACGGCACCAGUCUGGUCGGACUCCCGCUCUCCACGUGUCAGAGUAUCAUUAAAGGUCUAAAAGCUCAAUCCAGAAUUAAAUUGAACAUCGUCAGGUGUCCCCCCGUAACCAUGGUUCUGAUACGUAGACCAGAUCUGCGCUAUCAACUGGGCUUCAGUGUGCAGAAUGGCAUUAUUUGUAGUCUCAUGCGAGGGGGGAUCGCAGAGAGGGGUGGGGUCCGGGUAGGGCAUCGCAUCAUCGAGAUUAACGGUCAGAGCGUAGUGGCAACACCCCAUGAGAAAAUUGUUCAUAUUCUGUCAAAUGCUGUGGGAGAGAUCCAUAUGAAGACAAUGCCUGCAGCUAUGUAUCGACUGCUCACUGCCCAGGAACAACCCGUCUACAUCUAAACCUCGGCAGGGCUACAAGAUCACCUUCACAUAUGCUUAUUCACUCUCUAUAUUUAUUUCAAGAUUAAUAUAACUGUUUACACAUUUAUUUAACUGGAUGUAUUUAUUCUAUUAGUAUAGAAACCAAACGAUUCCACAAGCAUUUGACUUGCCUUAACCUCUGUGGGUCUAAACAGAUUUUUGUUAGCUCACAAUUUAUCCACUGGGAUUAGUUCAAUGUGUUCAUCCAAGUACCAAAGAUAAAUGAAUGAUAAUCGAUCAUGUGCACAACACACUACUGGACCUAAAAAGCUACCACACAGAGCUGAAUGGCAGUGAGCACAGAGUAAUGGUAUAAAUGUCUGUAUUUUGCUGUGAACCGAUGCAUCUAUAAAUAUACAGUAAUUAAAUAAGUCAAAUUUAUUUUGUCAUUUUGAAUAGUACUUUCCAUAUAUUUUAUUUUUAAAACCACAACUUGGGUGUUCCCUUAUGGACACGGGAUGAUCGCAAAGAGCUAUAUCACAAAUGACAUUUCUAAAGCAUUUUGCACAUUUCUCAUGGCGUCAGCAUUAUAUAAUACAUUCAAGCGGAUCCAAAAUUUUGAAUCUGUAAUAAUAGAUACAAAUGAAAAAUUACCCAUCAAGUUAUUUAUUUUCAUUUAAGUCAUCGUGCAAAUAAAAAUGAUAAUACUCAU